Aureobasidium namibiae CBS 147.97 is the source of this 1722-nucleotide messenger RNA. Its product is annotated as threonine synthase. The transcript has 3 exons. Bases 1 to 1722 code for a protein of 573 amino acids. The record is from RefSeq and is a predicted model, not a curated record. Gene Ontology annotation, biological process: L-threonine biosynthetic process. Lineage: Eukaryota; Fungi; Ascomycota; Dothideomycetes; Dothideales; Saccotheciaceae. Gene Ontology annotation, molecular function: threonine synthase activity; pyridoxal phosphate binding.
AUGGCUUCGCAUACCGCAUCGCAGCGCUACCUGAGCACUAGAGGAGGCUCCUACGACCUCUCGUUCGAAGACGUCGUCCUCAAGGGUCUCGCUGCAGACGGCGGCCUGUUCAUCCCCGAAGAGGUGCCCGCGUUGCCCUCGGACUGGCAGUCCAAAUGGCGCAACCUUUCCUUCCAAGAGCUCGCCUUUGAGAUCUUCAGCUUGUACAUCUCCGACAGCGAAAUCCCCUCGUCCGAUCUCAAAGGCAUCAUUCAACGCAGUUAUGCCACCUUUCGCGCCAAAGAUGUCACCCCCGUCGUCACUCUUGACAAGUCCAAGAACCUGCAUCUGAUGGAAUUGUUCCACGGUCCCACAUUCGCGUUCAAGGAUGUCGCUCUUCAAUUCGUCGGCAAUCUGUUCGAGUACUUCCUCGUACGCAUGAACAAGGGCAAGGAGGGCACUGACAGACAACACUUGACUGUCGUUGGUGCUACCAGUGGUGACACCGGUUCUGCCGCCAUCUACGGCCUGCGCGGUAAAAAGGAUGUUUCCGUCUUCAUCAUGCACCCCAAGGGCAAGGUCAGCCCCGUCCAGGAGGCUCAGAUGACGACCGUUCUCGAUCCAAACGUUCACAACUUGGCCGUCGAUGGCACCUUCGACGACUGCCAGAACAUUGACGAUUCGCAGGACUUCGUCAAGGCUCUCUUCGGUGAUGCCGACAUGAACAGCACCCACCGCCUCGCCGCCGUCAACUCGAUUAAUUGGGCACGUAUUCUCGCACAAAUCACCUACUACUUCCAAUCGUACUUCACCCUGGCCCGCUCGCUCGAUACUGAGAACCCCCAAAUCCGCUUCGUCGUUCCUACUGGUAACUUCGGUGACAUUCUGGCUGGUUACUUCGCCAAGCGCAUGGGCUUGCCCGUCGACAAGCUCGUCAUUGCUACCAAUGAGAACGACAUUCUGCACCGUUUCUGGCGCAGCGGUCACUACGAAAAGAAGCCUGUUCACGGACGUGAGGCUGAGGGCGGUUUCGAGCACGAUGGCUCAAAGGCACACGUCGAUGGUGUCAAGGAAACACUGGCACCCGCCAUGGACAUCCUGGUCAGCAGCAACUUUGAGCGUCUGCUGUGGUAUCUGUCCUACCGAACGAACGGCAGCGAAAAUGUGACCGAGCGUCGCAAGGCUGCUGGUGAGCAAGUCAACUCCUGGCUGCAAGCACUCAAGACCGAUGGCGGAUUCGGCGUCGACAAGGCCAUCUUGGACGCCGCACAUGAGGACUUUGAGUCUGAGCGUGUAUCCGACAAGCAGACUCUUGACCAGAUUACCCAGACGUACGCUUCAGGCAACGGCAUGACACCGGUUGGCGAGAACAGCGGCGCCUACGCUACUCAGGGUACUGUCCACCAAGGCAAGUACAUUCUUGACCCCCACAGUGCCAUCGGUAUCGCGGCCUCUCUGCGCUCUAUCCAGCGUGCACCCAACGCUCACCACAUCGCUCUUGCUACUGCUCACCCUGCCAAGUUCUCGUCAGCAGUCGAGACGGCACUCGGUAGCCAAGAGGGAUUCAGCUUCGAGGCAGUCCGGCCCGAGCAAUUCGUCGGUCUCGAGCAACAGCCUCGUCGCGUCACCAUUGUCAAGAACGGAGCCGGCUGGCAAGACGUCAGAGAGAUUGUUCGCGAGGAAGUGCAGCUCGAGAUGGAGGGCAAGGCCAGCAGCGGACCUGGCGAGAUUGUCAAGGGUUAA